This is a messenger RNA of Nipponia nippon (crested ibis), 717 nucleotides long. The record is from RefSeq and is a predicted model, not a curated record. Lineage: Eukaryota; Metazoa; Chordata; Aves; Pelecaniformes; Threskiornithidae.
AUGCCUAUUGUAAAAUACCCGAGGGCUACAGAGCCUCUCUGGCGUGAAUGGGACGGGAAAGCACAGAAAUGUGGAUUAAGACACACAGUCUAUGCUGUAAAUGGGGAUCAGUACACCGGAGAAUGGCUGGACAACUUGAAACAUGGUAAAGGCAUCCAGGUAUGGAAACGCACCGGAGCUAUUUAUAGCGGUGACUGGAAGUUUGGGAAGCGGGAUGGUUAUGGCUCAUACAGCAUUCCUGACCCCGUAACCAAGGAAUACAAGAAGGUGUAUACAGGCUGGGGGAAAAACGACCGAAAAUGCGGCUACGGGGUGACGUUUUACCCCAGCGACGAGUGCUACGAGGGCGAGUGGAGCGGUGGGCUGCGGAGUGGCUGGGGACGGAUGUACUACCGGGAUGGAUCCAUCUACGAGGGGCAGUGGCUGGUGGAUCGGCCCAGCGGGCAGGGGAUGCUGCGGCUGCCUAAUGAAAAUCGGUACGAAGGAGGUUGGAAAGAUGGAAGGAAGCAUGGCCCAGGGAAGUUUUUCUACUUGGAUAAGGGACAGUUGUUUGAAGGUAUCUGGGCAGCAGAUAUACCAAAAUGCGGAACUCUGAUUGACUUUGGCAGAGACGAAGCUCCUGCCCCUACCCAGUAUCCAAUCCCAAAGAUUGAACUAGCUGAUCCAGAUGGUGUUUUAGCAGAGGCCCAGGCGAUGUUUGAUGACAGCCAAAAUUAA